Messenger RNA from Notodromas monacha, 1298 nucleotides. The record is from the annotation of a GenBank genome assembly. Lineage: Eukaryota; Metazoa; Arthropoda; Ostracoda; Podocopida; Cyprididae.
AUGUCUUCGUCCGGUGUGACUCUCACGGCGCCUGUAAAUAUCGCGUUGAUAAAGUACUGGGGAAAGUUGGAUGAAACGGCGAUCAUUCCUACCAACGAUUCUCUUAGUUUCACGCUUUCUCAAGAUGAUAUGUGUGCCACUACAACUGCAAUGACCGUUGCUCGGGGAGUAAAAUCGAAGUUCUGGUUAAAUGGCAAGGAAAUGGAUCUCGGUCACCCACGUAUACGGGCUGUCGUUGAGGAAGUGCGAAAAAUAGCCAAGGUUCAGGGAACGGAUGAAACACUUUUGGACUUGCCAGUUCGUAUCGCUUCGAUCAACAAUUUCCCCACGGCAGCUGGGUUAGCUUCCAGUGCCGCAGGUUAUGCAGCCGCCACUGCUGCUCUUGGUGCUUUAUACGGGGUGAAAGGAGAUCUGAGCAGGAUUGCAAGAAUUGGAUCAGGGUCAGCAUGCAGAAGCAUAUCCGGAGGGUUUGUGAGAUGGAUUGCAGGAUCAACGUCUGAGGAUUCGAUUGCUGUUCAAGUCGCUCCAGAAAAUCAUUGGCCGUCGCUUCGCUGGCUGAUCUGCGUUGUUAGGGCGACACCAAAGGCUGUGGGAAGCACGGAAGGAAUGCGGCGUACGAUUCAGACGAGUCCAUUGAUGCCUGCUCGUAUUGCCUCGGUUCCUGAUAAAAUUUCCGCCAUCACCAAAGCUAUUCAGGAACGAAAUUUCCGUGCUAUGGCGGAAUUAACGAUGCAAGAUUCCAACCAAUUUCACGCUAUAUGCCUCGACACAUUCCCACCGCUGUUCUAUAUGAAUGAUGUAUCCCAUCGAAUCAUAGACUUCGUUCAUGAUUAUAAUCGCGUGAAGGGGUCCCUCAUAGCGGGGUAUACAUUUGAUGCAGGUCCAAAUGCGUGUUUGUUUACUGAACAAGAAAAUUUUGAUGAAUUGGCGUCCGUCGUGGAGGCCUUGUUCUCUGAUGGUGUGGAGACGGAUUUCGUGAAAGGAAUGAAGCCUGAACGAAAAGUGGAUGCGUCAAAAUUGUUGGAUUCGAUUAAUGUUCAGCCGAUCAAAGGUGGGAUAAAGUACGCGAUUGGAACUAAGUUGGGUGGUGGCCCGAGGAAAAUUGAUCACGAAAAAUUCUCCCUCCUGGAUGCCAAUGGGGAGCUGAUCGACAGGGCAUAAAUCUGGUUGCAUUUAUUGCUUUUAUCUGCCGCACAUUGCAGUGUCGGUUGCGGCAGAUUUGAUCAAAAAGCGUGACGGUUGUGGUGCUUUAUCUGGAGAAUCCUUGGUUUAUGGGGAAAUGUACCGAUUUUCAACGA